UAGCUCGGUGAGCGCAGUCAUUAUUGCGCCAGUCUAACACCCGCUAGCGAUCUUCCUCGUCGCGGUCAUACUGACUUUCCUAGUCGAUUUCCGAGACUUAUUUCGCGAUACCAACGCGUCAGCAAGGGCGUGCGUGCGAAAGGAGAACGGCCUCGUGUGGUACGCCUCGUGGUCACCUCGCGAGCGCACCUGACUAUCGCGUCACGGUACCUCGGCGGAUACGAUGAGACUCUUCUCGGAGAACGAGGAAAAUGUGACGUGAGAGACUGGCCUUCGGCGGGUGCGACACGCUCUGCAACUCAGUCAGUACGCGCGGACGCGGGUCAUCCUGCAAAAUGACCGUCGCGAUGAGGAGGUUGCUGCCGACGGCGGCGGUGUGCUGUUGGUUCCUGGCGCUCAAUGUUGGCCAGAUCGCCGGACAAUUAUUGGACACGGAAUUUCAGCCGACGGUGACGGCGACGUGCAAGGGCGGCUAUAUGACGAUUCGUGUCAAUCUCAAUCAGAGUUUCGUAGGCGCAGUCCAUGCACGAGACCAUCGGACCCCGCAGUGCAUGGUAUCGGGCAACGGCACCACGCACGCCACUCUGGGCAUUAAUCUUUUUGCGUCGCAGGACAGUCCCGAGUACUGCGGAGUUCUAGUGAACAACCACACAGAAGAACGUUCCGUUCCUAUCGCUGUUAGGAUACACAAAACGCUGGAAUUAGCGGAUGACAAGUUUUAUGUCAUUACGUGCGGAAAGGCGGGUUUCAAAAAUGCCAAAAAUGAAACUUCGUUGGUUUCCCUGCGCCUUUUGGAUGAAGGUAUGAGAGUACAGGAAGCUAUAUACGGUCACAACUAUACCCUGCGUGCUGAGAUUUCACGCCCAGACGGAACGUACGGGAUUCGAGUCAAGAAUUGCUUCGCGUUCAACAAGCUCAAUUCCAGCGUGCAGCUUAUAGACGACAAAGGCUGUCCCGUGAAAGUGCGAAUGACGAAAUUCAUAUAUGACCGAAGUACCGGUAUAGCGGAUGCCACAUUGUUUUCCAUGUUCCGGUUUGCCGACAGUUCAGAGGUGCAUUUCCAAUGCGACAUCGCUGUGUGCAGAGGAAGUUGCGGUACCCCUAUGUGCGAAGGAGACAAAGAAGAGCUGAUAAAGGGUGGCUCCUCCACUAACGGACAAAGUGUUAGUAGUGAAGAAGGAGUGCUACUUGCUGGAACGAGCGUUUUUGUCCUCCAACCAGGCGAAAAACGAGUUGUACAAACAUUGCACGAUGACGGCAGCGUGCACCCGCUGUGGCUUCUGUGGCUGGCGGUGGCACUCGGAAUAUUAUUCCUCAUCAUGCUCAUUAUCAACAUAUUCCUGUGUUCGGCGAUGACCUGUAGCUGCACCCGGACCGACAUUAUCGAGAAGGAGCCGUCAAUCAUUGAGGAUAUAUAUAUAUAUGACGCAUGCGAUGGCGUGCCUGAACGAAUCCUUCUUGUGUUUAGGUACUCAUUAAACGGAAAGCAAGGAUACGCCUCCGGGGGAUCCACUAUGAACUCCACGAGGUCGAUAUCGACGAAUAGCGAUCAUUAUGCGAUAGUGCACUCUCGACCAGGAAGUAGAUAUUCCGGUCCUGGACAGAAGCAUCAUCAUCAUCACAGAGGACCGCCAUCCAAUAUCGGUUCACACUACUCCGGGAAGUGAUGUUCCCGUUAGCUUCAUUUAUCAAAAACUAGAACUCCAUUGUCUUCAUUAACAUUACUCUAAUUAAACGCAAAUUUUAUGUAUAUGCGUCGCUAUGGCAUUAUUCCAACCGCACGAAUGACAGGCAUUCGGUUCAACCGUAAAACCGCAACCGAUGCAACCUUAGAAGAAUUUAAAAUAUUAUAUAAGAAAUAUAAAGUUAAAGUACUGAACAAAAUAUUGAACAAUGCGUUAACAUUUUUUUUUUAUGAUAAAAAAUCAUUUUGUCGCUUUUUGGCUGAAAGUCAACUUAUCACAUUUAUCGUACAUGAAAUAAAAAACUAUUGAUUUAACAUUAAAAUAUAAUGAAUUAAUAAUAAUA
Acromyrmex echinatior (Panamanian leafcutter ant) is the source of this 2028-nucleotide messenger RNA. RefSeq lists its product as uncharacterized. The record is from RefSeq and is a predicted model, not a curated record. NCBI's taxonomy places the organism in Eukaryota, Metazoa, Arthropoda, Insecta, Hymenoptera, Formicidae.